Messenger RNA from Rhinolophus ferrumequinum (greater horseshoe bat), 7584 nucleotides. RefSeq names its product ATPase copper transporting beta (gene ATP7B). The record is from RefSeq and is a predicted model, not a curated record. Lineage: Eukaryota; Metazoa; Chordata; Mammalia; Chiroptera; Rhinolophidae. Gene Ontology annotation, cellular component: membrane. The coding region runs from base 779 to 5344 and encodes 1521 amino acids. Gene Ontology annotation, biological process: monoatomic cation transport. The transcript has 21 exons. Gene Ontology annotation, molecular function: ATP binding; ATPase-coupled monoatomic cation transmembrane transporter activity; copper ion binding.
UGAGUAGCUGAGAAGCCUGAAUCGUGCGUUGUUCGUUCCUGGCUGUUCUGCCACCUAUGAAACACGGAUAAGCCUUGUUAUCCAGUGAGUUUCUGCAGUCAGUUCUUACUGAGUCAAACCGUUGGUCCAAGGGGAAACAAAGCUGCAGGAAGCAUGGAACUUUCUUACACCUUCUUGAAAAUUCAAGUCCUGUUGCCUGGGAAAUACUUCUCUCCCUUAGUGCUCAGCACACCACCAGCAUUGGAGCAAUGGAAGAGGCAGCUGAAGUUAUUCCAAGAAAAUGCUCAAAGUUUGGUGAUAAAAAGCAAUGUUUCUCCGCUGCCUCCAGGCUGCAUUUCUGGGAGUGCACGUGGCCAAAAGGAAACCUCGCUCAGCUCCAGGAGAUGAUUGUGCUGGGCUCUUCUGCUUGCCUCCAGGUGUCCUGGCAGCCCUGGGUGAGGGCGUGUGCGGGCUGCGUGCAAAGACUCCCAGUGCCGAAUGCAGUGUGAUGAGGGAGAGGGUGGCAAUUGGUUAGAAGGGUGUAGACAAACAAGAGCAAAUGUACAUACAGCGGUGUGCAGUCUGCCUGAGCUCCUGAAGCUUGCUGCCAGCCUGAAGACUCGGCAGCAGCCUUUCCCCGGCGGGCUCAGGAGCAGAGGGGAACCUGUAGGACUGAGCACAGAAGAUGCCUUCCCCCUGCUAGUCAGGAGGACACUUUAAGCAUUCCCUUCUUUGUUGACCAAGUAGCCUGGUGAAGGUGAACUGCUUUAGCAGGGGUGAAGGUGUGACUGGAGCAGCCAUGGAGAAAGCCGGGGGAGAGACACGCAGGAGCCCUGAGCAGUCCUUCCUGGCGACUUUGUGCGACUCCCAGGUGACCCUGCUGUCUGUCUACCAGCGCUGGUCCUUCAGGAAGAGCCCUGGGGCCAGGGCCUCCAGCAGGCCAGCACCUUCGCUGGAGGAAGGCUCUCCCCCAUCACCGGAGGGAGAAUUUUCCCAGAAGGUUUUGAAUGGAACAGGAGAAAUCAGUUCCAAUCAGAUCCUGUCUAAACUUCCUUUGCCUGCUCGGGGCUGGGAACCAGCGAUGAAGCAGAGUUUCGCCUUUGACAACGCUGGCUACGAAGGUGGUCUGGAUGGUGUGUGCCCUUCAGAGACAUCCACCAGCACCGUCAACAUAUUGGGCAUGACUUGCCUGUCGUGUGUAAAGUCUAUCGAGGGCAGGAUUUCCAGUUUGAAAGGCAUCGUGAGCAUUAAAGUUUCCCUGGAACAAGGCAGCGCAACUGUGAAAUAUGUGCCGUCAGUCGUGAGCCUCCCACAAGUUUGCUGUCAAAUUGAGGACAUGGGCUUCGAGGCCAGCAUCGCAGAAGGAAAGGCUGGCUCCUGGCCGUCCAGGUCGGCGCCCGCCCUGGAGGCCGUGGUCAAGCUACGAGUGGAGGGCAUGACUUGCCAGUCGUGUGUCAGCUCCAUAGAAGGCAAGAUCGGGAAACUGCAAGGCGUAGUGAGGGUCAGAGUGUCACUCGGCAACCAAGAGGCAGUCAUCACAUACCAGCCUUAUCUUAUUCAACCCCAGGCCCUCAGGGACCAUGUAAACGACAUGGGUUUUGAAGCUGUCAUCAAGAACAAAGUGGCUCCCGUGAGCCUGGGACCAAUAGAUAUUGGGCGGUUACAGAGCACCAACCCAAAGACACCUUCAACUUCUGUUAACCGGAAUGUCAAUAACUCGAAGACCGUGGGGCCCCAAGGGAGCCAUGUGGUCACCCUGCAACUGAGAGUAGAUGGAAUGCACUGUACGUCUUGUGUUCAGAAUAUUGAAGAAAAUAUUGGCCAACUCCCAGGAGUUCAAAAUAUUCAAGUGUCCUUGGAGAACAGAACUGCCCAAGUACGGUACGCCCCUUCUCGUGUCUCCCCAGGGGCCCUGCAGAGGGCCAUUGAGGCUCUUCCACCAGGGAAUUUUAAAGUUUCUCUUCCUGACGGACCUGAAGGAAGUGGGACAGAUAACACAUCUUCCACACACCACUCCCCUGCCUCCCGCCAGCGAAGCCAGGUGCAAGGCACGUGCUGUACCCUGGUGCUUGCCAUUGCUGGCAUGACCUGUGCGUCCUGUGUCCAGUCCAUUGAAGGCCUGAUCUCCCAAAGGGAGGGGGUGCAGCAAAUAUCGGUCUCUUUGGCGGAAGCGAUGGCAACGAUUCUCUAUGAUCCCUCUGUCAUUAACGCAGAAGAACUACGAGCUGCUGUAGAAGACAUGGGAUUUGAGGCUUCGGUCGUUUCUGCAAACGGUUCUGGAAACCACAUUGCGGCCAGUUCCACAGCGCAAACAGCAGCUGGCACACCUGUGUCCACACAGGAAGUGUCUCUCCAUGCUGGGGGUACCCCUAAAAUCCACAGCCCUGUCCGCUCGGCAACGUCCCCGCAAGCCUCUGCAACAGUGGCACCACAGAGGUGCUUUUUACAGAUCAGAGGCAUGACCUGUGCGUCCUGCGUGUCUAACAUAGAGAGAAACCUGCAGAAAGAAGCCGGUAUUCUCUCCGUGUUGGUUGCCUUGAUGGCCGGAAAGGCAGAGGUGAAGUAUAAUCCAGAAGUCAUCCAGCCACUCGAGAUAGCUCAGCUCAUCCAGGACUUGGGCUUUGAGGCAGCAGUAAUGGAAGACUACGCAGGCUCCGAUGGAGACAUUGAGUUGAUCAUCACCGGGAUGACCUGCGCUUCCUGUGUUCACAACAUAGAGUCCAAACUUGCAAAGAUGAAUGGCAUCACCCACGCCUCCGUAUCCCUUGCAACCAGCAAAGCCCAGGUGAAGUUUGAUCCUGAAAUUAUCGGUCCACGCGAUAUUGUCAAAAUUAUUGAGGAAAUCGGCUUUCAUGCUUCCCCGGCCCAGAGAAACCCCAACGCUCAUCACUUGGACCACAAGGUGGAAAUAAAGCAGUGGAAGAAGUCUUUCCUCUGCAGCCUGGUGUUUGGCAUCCCGGUUAUGGGUUUAAUGAUCUAUAUGUUGAUACCCAGCAGUGAACCCCACGAGGCCAUGGUCCUGGACCACAACAUCAUUCCGGGACUGUCCAUUCUAAAUCUCAUCUUCUUUAUCUUGUGUACCUUUGUCCAGUUCCUCGGUGGGUGGUACUUCUAUGUACAGGCCUACAAAUCUCUCAGCCACGGGGCAGCCAACAUGGACGUGCUCAUUGUGCUGGCCACGAGUAUCGCCUAUGUCUACUCUCUCGUCAUCCUGGUGGUGGCCAUUGCUGAGAAGGCUGAGAAGAGCCCUGUGACGUUCUUCGAUACACCUCCCAUGCUCUUUGUGUUCAUUGCCCUUGGGCGGUGGCUGGAACACGUGGCAAAGAGCAAAACCUCAGAAGCCCUUGCCAAACUCAUGUCUCUCCAAGCCACAGAAGCCACCGUCGUGACCCUUGGCGAGGACAACUUUAUCAUCAGAGAAGAGCAAGUACCCGUGGAGCUGGUGCAGCGGGGUGAUGUCGUCAAGGUUGUUCCCGGGGGAAAGUUCCCAGUGGAUGGGAAAGUCCUGGAAGGCAGUUCCAUGGCCGACGAGUCCCUCAUCACAGGAGAAGCCAUGCCUGUCACUAAGAAACCUGGAAGCACAGUGAUUGCCGGCUCUAUAAACGCACAUGGCUCUGUGCUCAUUAAUGCCACCCACGUGGGCAACGACACCACUUUGGCUCAGAUCGUGAAACUGGUGGAAGAGGCUCAGAUGUCAAAGGCACCCAUUCAGCAACUGGCUGACCGGUUUAGUGGAUAUUUUGUCCCAUUUAUCAUCAUCAUUUCAACUUUGACGUUGGUGGUAUGGAUUAUAAUCGGUUUUAUCGAUUUUGGUGUUGUUCAGAAAUACUUUCCUACCCCCAGCAAGCAUAUCUCGCAGGCAGAGGUGAUCAUCCGCUUUGCGUUCCAGACGUCCAUCACCGUGCUGUGCAUCGCCUGCCCCUGCUCCCUGGGCCUGGCCACGCCCACGGCGGUCAUGGUGGGCACCGGUGUGGCCGCCCAGAACGGCAUCCUCAUCAAGGGAGGCAAGCCCCUGGAGAUGGCCCACAAGAUAAAUACUGUGAUGUUUGACAAAACUGGCACCAUUACCCACGGGGUCCCCAAGGUCAUGCGCGCCCUCCUGCUCGUGGACAUGGCCACUCUGCCCCUCAGGAAGGUUCUGGCUGUGGUGGGGACCGCGGAGGCCAGCAGCGAGCACCCGCUGGGUGUGGCUGUCACCAAAUACUGCAAAGAGGAACUUGGAACAGAAGCCUUGGGAUACUGCACUGACUUCCAGGCAGUGCCAGGCUGUGGAAUCGGCUGUAAAGUCAGCAACGUGGAAGGCAUCCUGGCCCCCAGCAAGCAUCUGAGCGAACAGGCCGCUCCCCUGAACGGGGUUGGCAGUGUUCCCGUGGAAACAGAUGUGGGCCCCCAGACCUUCUCUGUGCUGAUUGGAAACCGAGAAUGGAUGAGGCGCAACGGCUUAGCCAUUUCCAGCGACGUCAGUGACGCUAUGACAGACCACGAGAUGAAGGGCCAGACCGCCAUUCUGGUGGCUAUAGACGGGGUCCUCUGUGGGAUGUUCGCCGUCGCAGAUGCCGUCAAGCAGGAGGCCGCCCUGGCUGUGCACACGCUGGAGAGCAUGGGUGUGGACGUGGUUCUGAUCACGGGCGACAACCGCAAGACAGCCAGAGCCAUUGCUGCCCAGGUCGGCAUCAACAAAGUCUUUGCGGAGGUGCUGCCUUCUCACAAGGUGGCCAAGGUCCAGGAGCUCCAGAAGGAAGGGAAGAAAGUAGCCAUGGUGGGAGACGGGAUUAACGACUCCCCGGCCUUGGCCCGGGCCGACGUGGGCAUCGCCAUCGGGACAGGCACAGAUGUCGCCAUCGAGGCGGCUGACAUUGUUCUCAUCAGAAAUGACUUGCUCGAUGUGGCCACUGGCAUUCACCUCUCCAAGAGGACUGUCUGGAGAAUACGGCUCAACCUGGUGCUGGCGCUGAUUUAUAACAUGGUUGGGAUACCCAUCGCAGCAGGUGUCUUCAUGCCCUUUGGGAUCGUGCUGCAGCCGUGGAUGGGCUCGGCGGCCAUGGCAGCCUCCUCCGUGUCUGUGGUUCUCUCGUCGCUGCAGCUCAAGUGCUAUAAGAAGCCUGACCUGGAGAGGUACACAGCCCAGGCCCAGGGCCGCAUGAAGCCCCUGUCGGAGUCCCAGGUCAGCGUGCACGUCGGCUUGGACGACCGGCGGCGGGACUCCCCCAGAGCCACGCCCUGGGACCAGGUCAGCUACAUCAGCCAGGUGUCUCUGUCCUCCCUGAGGUCCGACAAGCUGUCGCGGCACAACACCACAGCUGACAACAGUGGGGACAAGUGGUCUUUGCUCCUGAAUGACAGAGACGAGGAGCAGUGCAUCUGAAAGCUCCAGGCCGAUGCAGAGCCAGGGCCCGUCUCCCAGCUGAGCAGCAACUCGAGCCCCACAGGGGCAGCUCCAGCAGCCAGCAGCAGGAUGGGCAAAGCUUUUGGGGACUUCCAUUCCCUGGACAUUCUAGAUCAUUCCUCCCUGCAGUAUGUGGCCUUGUCCAGAUGCGGCUCCCGGGUAGGACCACCCUGCCUGGAUCCACAGGCGAGGCUGAGACCUCAGCCAUGCUGUUGGCGUGGGCUUCUUGGAAACCUUGCUGGACUCUAGCCAGCCUCCUCAGACCUCUGCUUUAGGGUUGGAGAUGACGACUUGUGAAAUGAGGAAAAUCUCAUCAGGACCAAAACCUCAGCUGGGCCUUUGCAUAGGACGCAUGCAAAACCUUGGUGUUGUCCUGUUUUUCACGAUGACAACAUGCGUCACGUGUCUGAGACCACAGUUUACCUCAAGUGCACUGUUAGUUUCUGCUGGUCCAAUCUCUUCCUUUUCUGUCCUUGACACUGGGGGCGCGGCACCCCCAUCCUCUGUCAGGUCAGGACCACUCACAUCCUCGCGGUCCCUGCUGCUGCUCUCAGGUGCUUCUCCAGUCACAGACACGUGUGUGCACUUCUGCCUGAAUCUCCUCACUGCACGCCCUGCCAGAGAGCUUGUCAGGCUUCUCUUCAGGUGGAGGAGAGCUCUUUCUUGCUUUCGAGACCCUUCUCCACAGUCAUGGCUUCUCUGCACUUUUUCUCUCCCCACCGACUCUGACUGCUUAGCUGGAGUAAGGGUCCCAGAGCCUGAGACUUAAGAAAUCCAGCUUCCUGUGGGGUUCAGAUGCCUCAGAGCCGGGGAUGCCUCUGGUGCUUGAAGCAGGUGUCCUGUGGGGAGGCUCGUGCGUGCAGAAACCUCCCUCGCGGCUCCCUGCUCUUGGAUUACAUGGUCUGCUAUGUGAAUGGAGUUCAAUAUAGAAUUCAUGUCAGCAGUGCCCCUGGCAUUGUGCACCUCCAAGGAAAGCAAUGAUACCCAACUUAGAGGAAAUCAUAGUACUUUUCACGGACUUCCAUUUCUGCACGUUGAGUUGGUGUCGUAGGAAAGGGGUGACUACAAUUUCCCAAAGGGAAGUCUGUUUCAGUGCUCUUUAUGAUUGUAUGACAUUGGAGGGGCAGGAAUGUGGCUAGUUUUAGACUCCAAAGUUGGUGUUGAUUGACAGACCUCAUGAGAAUAGACUAGUAGAAUUAGAAUUUUAGAAUAGGCAGAGCCUAUUCUAAAUUCUAAAUGUUCUGCCUAUUCUAAAUCCUAAUGUGAAUCCCUUGACACACACACAAAAUAAUUUUAUUUAUCGAGUGUGUUAUUUUCCAAGGCAAUGUAAGCACUUUUUAUAAGUUAUCUCUAAUCCUCCCAACAAAGUAGAUAUUAUUGUCCACUUUUCACAAGUGGGAAAAUAGGCUCAGAGAGGCUAAGUAUACUGCCCAGGAUCCCACAGCCAGUAUACAUGCCAGAACAGGGGUCUGAAUCCCUGUCUGUUGGCUCUGAAGUCUUUUCUUUAUCUCGGCUCCACUUUGAAUAUUUUGCUUGAUAAGGAUGUACAAGAUUCAAAAUAUAUGGUGAUGGAAGGAGAACUGACUCUGGGUGGUGAACACACAAUGUGAUUUAUAGAUGAUGUAAUACAGAAUUGUACACCUGAAAUCUAUGUAACUUUACUAACAGUUGUCACCCCAAUAAACUUUAAUUUUUUAAAAAAAGAAUAUACAAGAAAAAGCCCCUUGCUCCUGGAAGAACAAAUCUGUCAGGUGGUGUAUUUUUUGUAUCAACUUGGAAUGAGAUUUGAUCAUAAGGUCAUCUCACUUGAUGACCUCAUGAUCAAGUUCAUUUCCCUUGGAUGGUUCAUUUUCACUUUUGCAUAUGAUUUGCUUUUUGCUGGGUCUUAUCCUCUAAAAUCCAAGUGCAGGGUUCUGUUUUUAUUGUUGUCAAUUUUCCUUUUCCUCCCAGCACUUUCCUGCCGUGUGUCCUCUUUAUUCUUUGCUGUGCUUGGGGAAUAUUUCUUGUUUUCUAAGUAGGCUAAUCGUCUAAAGAAUCUAAUUGUAUUGAUUUUUUCAAAAAGCUGGUAGGACCGUAAAUAUCAUGUUUAUAUAGACAUAAAGAUAUUUAUAUAAUUGUACAGAAAAUUACCUUUUAGAUGUUCAAAGUGCAGGAAUUUUUUUUGGUCAGAUAAGAACCAUUUCUACUUCAAAAACUAUGAGUGCUAUAUUAGAAUAAAG